GUAAAGGCUCAUCUCUCUCUCUCUCUCUCUCUCUCUCUUGAUUUGCUCCUUUCAGCUAGCCAUGGAUACGGCUCACUGGCCACAGGAGAUAGCAAUCAAACCUAUGGAAGAAAUAGUGGUACAAAACGGUACGAAUUCAUGUUCUUCAAAGCCAUCUUCAAAUUCUUCGUCUUUGGAAAGAAGGGGAACAAGGCCACAAAAAGAAGCAGCUAUAAACUGUCCAAGAUGCAAUUCUACAAACACCAAGUUUUGUUACUACAACAAUUACAGCCUUUCCCAGCCUAGAUACUUUUGCAAGACUUGUAGAAGAUACUGGACUGAAGGUGGGUCCCUUAGAAACGUCCCUGUUGGUGGCGGCUCGCGGAAGAACAAGCGAUCAUCGUCUUCUAUUUCGUCAUCUCAUUCUUCGAUGUCAAAGAAGCUUCCUGAUCUGGUUGUACCUCCAGCUGCACCAAACCCUAGGAUGCAUCAUGAACACGGGCAAGACCUCAAUCUGGGUUUCCCAUCAACCAGUCAUGAUUUCAAGACAAUUUCUGAGCUUAUCCAGGUUCCCAAUUUUGAUGGGACCAAGAAUACCACUUCUGGUUCAGCCACCACCACCACUUCAGCUCAACUUUCAGCCUUAGAACUCUUGACAGGAAUGACAACAAGGGGUAUGAUGAAUUCCUUCAUGCCAAUUCCAAUUCCUGAUCCCAAUUCAGUCUACUCAUCGUCAGGACAGCUGAUGAUUCCCAUGCCAGAAUUCAAGAUUCCGUCGCUUAAUUUUUCCUUGGAUGGAAUGGGAGGUAAUGGAGGUGGGGGUGGUACGUAUGGAAGUAGCAUCCAUGAUCAGAGUUCCAGUGGGAGGCUUUUGUUCCCAUUUGAAGAUCUGAAAACAAGCACAUCAGCUACAACCACUCAUGAUGGACAUCAUGUUGAACAAAAUAGAGAUCAGAAUGGUGAUACCAAUGGCUUUUGGAGUGGAAUGUUAGGAGGAAGUUCAUGGUAAAGUACAAUUAUAUAUAUUUAUAUCUAUAUACAGUAUUAAAAAAACAUCAAUCUGGGGGUUAAAUUUUUCUUUCUUUCUUUCUAUCGACCGCGCGGCCGUUUCAAAUGAUUAUUUUUCUAAUCUCAAAAUGGUGGGUGGUGAUGACUUGUUUGGAUUUCUUGAGAAACUAACUUGAUAGGAUCAUCAUACAACUAUUUCUUGGGUGAUCUCUUCUAUCCAUUCCUCUCUCUCCUCUAGCUUUCUGUGUAAACAUAUAUAUAUUCAUGUUUAGUGAUACCUAUCUUGAUUAAUCAUCUCCUAAUCUUCAACCAAGAGAAGAGAUUCUUGUUAUGAUCAUCAGAAGAUAUGAAUUGAAGAGAAGAUGAUCGAUCAAGAAGAACAAUCAAAGCCCAGAAUAUUUCUAGCUAGUGACAGAAUUGAAGGAAACUACGAAGAGAAACCGACUGUUGUGUAUCAUUGGUUAUUGGGUUUGGGGUACAAACAAUUAAUAAUGUAUGAUGUGCAAUUUGUAUGAAUUUGGUUGAAUUUCUUGAUGCAAGUUUAAUGCGUGUUUCUGCUUC
Cynara cardunculus var. scolymus (artichoke) is the source of this 1548-nucleotide messenger RNA. RefSeq names its product dof zinc finger protein 1-like. Gene Ontology annotation, molecular function: DNA-binding transcription factor activity; DNA binding. The coding region runs from base 62 to 988 and encodes 308 amino acids. The transcript is spliced from 2 exons. Gene Ontology annotation, biological process: regulation of DNA-templated transcription. The record is from RefSeq and is a predicted model, not a curated record. NCBI's taxonomy places the organism in Eukaryota, Viridiplantae, Streptophyta, Magnoliopsida, Asterales, Asteraceae.